CAGUUUUGAAAGGUCACUUUUAAAAGAAUUAUCUUUUUUGCGUUUUUUAUUUGUAAAGAUAUUUCGAAGUUAUUGUUCUACAAGUGCAACAGUGGUAAUACGACGCAAAAUGGAAAAACCAACUGUUACAGAUCAACCGCCUCCAUACUACGCGACGGUACAGCCAGGUCAACAGCCGUAUCCACAGCAGCACCCACAGGCGUACCCACAGCCACAGGCGUACCCUCAGCCACAGGCGUAUCCUCAACCAAACCCGCAACCUGCUCCUGGGGCAUUUCCACCCCCUCCACCCGGAUACACUCCAUACGGGACAACACCACAAGAUCCGACAGCUGCAUUUGUUCCUAACUAUGGAGCAACCCAUGCAAAUAUUAUAAUACAGCCACCAAUCAUAGCAGUCGGUGCUUGCCCGGCUUGCCGAGUGGGCAUCUUAGAAGACGAUUUCACAUGCCUUGGUAUUUUAUGUGCGAUUCUAUUCUUCCCGUUAGGAAUUUUAUGCUGUCUCGCUCUAAAGAACAGAAGGUGCUCCAACUGCGGCGCUAUGUUUGGAUAGGUGUUCUGCUUUUGGGGCUCCAUACUUGAUGAAAGAUUAAAGCAAUCUGGUUUUACCGUCCACGUUUUCUAUGUUUUGUUGUAUGGUAAUAAUGCAAUCAAUUGAUAUUACGUAUCAUGUUAGUACAAGUCGUCCUCUAUUGAGAUUCUGUGAAGAACAACGUUAAGAUCAACAAAAAAAUUUAUAUCACAGUAGUAGGCCUAUCCAUAUCCAGAUUUUAGAGGGUGUAGAGAGAGUUGUAUGUCAUAUUCACCUGUAGGAUCGCUUGAUUUUUCAUAGCAUAAUUUAGUAUAACUCUGGUGACGAAGGCUUUAUUCAUUGGGAAUAGGCAGCUUUAUUUAGCUUUUAUAAGAAUGAAAAGAGGGUACAAACUCAAUUGUAUACAAGACUAAACUAAAUUCAACUAAAAUUCAUUUCAUUCUCUUAGAGUUCUUUGUAAAAAGUUUCUUGAAUUUAUUUAUGACUACAAUGUUUUAAUAUAGUUUGUCUGUAUAAUACGUACCAUUGUACAUUCUUUGUACAUUAAAAAAAACUGAAAUGAUGUUUAAAAAAAAAAAAUUGAAACCUACUCGUAAGAACGAUGAAAUGUAAGUUAUAACAACAAAACAUUGAAGCUGAGUCUGAUAUUAAGAAUAUUUUGAGCUUCUUGUGUAAACUAUCAAGUACGACGUACGAGCCUGCGGCAUAACGUUUACCUGCUCAGACUGCCAUUUUUUUUUUCCACAUAGCAGUCAAAACUAACCUAAAGUGUUGAUUGCCACCAGGUAGUUUCUACUGCUCGUAUAUAUAUUUCCACGGAACAGAUUAAAUCCAGUGGCGUCUCGGCAGCCUCUUUGAUGAUUGUCCAUAGAUAAAUACUUGAUAACUUACACAGUGCCAUAAAUAAUUUGUUUUAAUUUUUAUUCUUGAAGAUUGCACAUCAAUUAGAUUAUCUUUGAUGGGUAAUUUAAUUGUAUGGAGCGUUUUCGGUGCCAAUAAUGUUGAAUAAUUAACUACGAAACUAUCCUUUUAAAUUGUAAACAAAACUGCAGGCUGUAACAAAAUAGAUGCAUUAUCUAUGUAAAAAGAAAUAAUUGUCAUUUUGGCUAAAAGGAUGUGUUUUUUAGUUUAGUUAAGUUUUGUACACUAUUUUUAAAUAUUAUAUUUAAAUCAAUUUGUGUUGACACUAAUUCAUGUUAUGGAAAGGUGCCGUAGACAAACAAAUUGACAUAUAUAUUAUGUACAAUAUACAUUUACAAAAUGUCCCAUUACUUGAGAGUGAAUUUAAGUUUGCUUAAAAAAACAGUACAAAAACAUUAAUUGUAAUACAUUAAAGCAAUAAAUAGUAAUGUAGUGAACAUGUAUUGUGAAAAUAUAACUUCACGAAUGAAGUUUAAAUUUUUGUGAAUUUCCACGUUAUUUUAAUUACCUUCAAGGUAUAAUAAUUAUAUGUACACAAGCAUUUUAAUAAAAAUUAAUUAAAAAGUGUAGAAUUUAGAAAAGGGUUUUGCCAAUAAACGUCUGGAAUAACGUCGGAAUAGUUAUUUAGGUUUUGUCACACUCUGACAUUUGUAAAGUGCUGUGAGUUGAAGUGUGACAAAACACUGAAUAACUAACCUUAGGCUAGCAGGUUGUCAAUUUAGUGUAUUGUUUUUGAUGAAAGCAUUAAUUAUAAAAAAUAACAACCAAAACUAUCUUCAAAUAUAGGUGCGCCCACCUCGCUGUUGCGUUUACCCCUUUUGACCAAUAGUAGGAAUCGCUCUAACCAUAGUGUGUUCUGAUUGGUCAUAAACUUGCACUAUAUCACGGACGUGAGCUGAGAGUAUGUCAGCUAAUACUAAUACUAAAAUUUCUAAUAGACCCUAGAAACUAUAGAAAUAGCUAUUAUUUCUAAUAGACCCAUGCCAAAAUACGGAUUGUCUAAUUUAAGACGGAAGCAUUGCGGUUCUGCUCCCGUCUGCUUUUCCAAAAAAAAUUUUACAAAAAAAAGAUUUUCCACAUGCAGCAUUCUUAUAAAAAUAUUUCCAUUGGCACAUGAAACAUUGUUAAAAAAAAAUUAAUUUCAGACAUGAAAAGUUGUGAUAAGGAUAUCAUUUUCCACAUUAGACGUUGUGACAAGGUAAUCAUUUAGCGAACUAAACAUUGUUAUGCCGAGUAUUUUCGACAUUGUUAUAAAAAAUAUUAUAAUGUCAGAUUCCAUUAAGUUUAGUUUUCAGCAUGGAACAAAAUGAUAAUUCACAAUUUCUCACGUGGCAAAACGUGACAAAUUUUGAAUAGAAUAGCACUGCUUUUAGACCUGUCAAUUUAGAAAUCAAUUGUUUCAUACCAAAUUAAUAUUGUUUAGUGUCUGAAAAUGGUUUUUCGGGGACUAAAUUUUGUUAAAAAGUUUGUUUAAUUCAACGAACUCUAGUUUCACAGACAUAAAAUUCAUUGACGUGACUCGUAGGCCGUAGUCCUAGUCUCAUAGGAGGCACUUCUCUGAUGAAGGUCUCCCUGGUUUCUUUAAGCUUUAGGGCUCAAUUUCAUUCGAACCUUCCACGGUUCCCUACCCUCUACACUGGUUAGUAGUUAUACUUUGCGGUCCUGUAUUCAGCUAUACAGUUUUUUAUUAUCUAUCAUUAGAUAUUUAGGGUAUGUAUUAGUUUGUUUAUGAUUAAAAAAAUUACGUUUUUUCUAAAAACUAUUUUAUCUUUAUUAUUGUAAGCGCCUAGUAUAACGAAUAAAAUAAAUCAAUUAUGUUGUACACAAAACUGGGUAAGUAAAUCUAGUUUUCUUUGUAACAACAAAUUAUGUUAAAAAAUGGCAUUGGAUUUAGUCCCGACUUUUGUUAUUCGUUUUGUGUACAACAAUUGCGUGUUGUUACUGUCAAUUUUAGACUUAAAAAUAUAUAUAAUAAUGGCGCUUGUCCCGUCUGUUCACAAAUAUCUGAACUUAAAUAAACGUUGCUAUCCUUUUUUAACUGGAGCACGGUGAUACCGUCAUACUGAACCUUGUGAUAAUCAUCACUCAUGAAUUAAUUUAAAAAGCAUUCUAUUUUGACACAUGUAGAGUUUUGAUAAGGAUACGAUUUUGAUACAAAAUAAGUUUUGCACAUUCUUCCGAGAAAAAUUAUUAUCUCAUCCCGCGGAAAUAACAUAGUCAAAUAAUUACUGAUUAUUAUGCAAAACCUCACCGCGUUAUUGCAUUUAGUUCGAGCAGAAAAUAACUUAUCUCAAAAACUUGUUCUUUUAAAAUUAAGCAGCAUUUUCAACAGAAGUAAUGUAACAAAUCUGCUCUUUUAUUUAUUUUUAUUUUGUAUAUCUCCUUUUUUGAUUAAUAAAUUUUCGGUAAGCAUUAUAAAGUAUGCAAUUAUAUGGCAAUUUUAAUGUAAAAUCGUUUUUUUUAAUUCAAGAUCCUUUAUUUAUUAAUUGUUUUAUGAAAAACAUUGUUUUUGGAAACGCUGCUAAUUUUGGUUUGCAAACAAUUAGUUUCAGUGUUAGUUACGCCGUUUAAAACUAUCAUAUAAGUAAAUGUAGUAGUAAAAAGUAAAUAUAGUCUUUGAUACUUCAAUGGGAGUAAACUUUCGGUGACUGAUGACAAAAGAACAUUCCUUUAAUCCGAAGAUGCGAGGGCAUAUCUUCGACUUAAAUUCUUGUUUGGUUUUGUUUAAAUUUCAUAACACUAUUUAACCAUAGGCACCUUUUUAACCAAUGCUUUUAUAAACCACUUUAAAACGUGCAUCAAUUAAAGAAAAGAAACAAAUUACGCACGGAAGACGUUAUUUUCUUUGGCGUUAAUCAUAAAUUUAUCACAGAUUUUUACAGAAAAGCGGUUUUAUAGUUACGCAAUGUUUUGUCUCCUUUUCGAAUGUAUAAUUACUGAUGAAAUAUAUGAAUGGAAAUAAAUUUUAAGUAUGAAAAUUCCCCGGUUAAAAUUAAGUAUGAAAAUAUCGAGUACGUCAUGAAGAAAUGUAAUUCGCAAUUUUGUGUUGGCGGCCAUCUUGGAUUCUCAUUAAACAUAGCUAAAAAUACUUCCGACUAAUUGACCAUUCAAACAAGAAAAUAAAAUCAAAAUCGUUUCAUACACAACAGAUAAACAAAUUCCAUGUUGUUUUUUCAAAGAAACGUCUAAUUUAAUUGAAAACGGCAAACGUAAUGUGAUAGACGAUUCAAAGCUUUUAUCGUUAAUGAUUUCGUAUGUAAUGUAUUAAUUAUUACAUAUACUUAAUGAUUAUUAAUAUAAGCGGCCAAAUGCCUUUAUAAUAUAAGGAAGAUGUUUAUUAUAUUCAUAUAAAUGUACCUAUAUUAUUACCUAGAUAUGUAUAAAGUUAUAUCUAUCAGAGGUUACUAGGUAUUGCAUACAUUUAUACUAUUGAUUUGUCAAAUAAAUUUUAAAAAAGCAA
This is a messenger RNA of Pararge aegeria (speckled wood butterfly), 4913 nucleotides long. Its product is annotated as brain protein I3-like. NCBI's taxonomy places the organism in Eukaryota, Metazoa, Arthropoda, Insecta, Lepidoptera, Nymphalidae. The transcript is spliced from 2 exons. The record is from RefSeq and is a predicted model, not a curated record. The coding region runs from base 110 to 553 and encodes 147 amino acids.